Molecule: messenger RNA, 1584 nt
Organism: Arabis nemorensis
Lineage: Eukaryota; Viridiplantae; Streptophyta; Magnoliopsida; Brassicales; Brassicaceae
Source: the annotation of a GenBank genome assembly
AUGGGAAAUUGUUGCUCUCAUGGACGAGACUCAGGGAACAACAAUGACGAACCAAAGCCCGAAAAUGGAGGAGGAGGAGGCGUGGCGGGUGCUGGUGCGGAAGCCUCUGUGAGAGCCGCUUCUAGACAUCCACCAGCUUCUCCUCCUCCUGCAACCAAGCAAGGUCCCAUAGGACCUGUCUUAGGCCGGCCAAUGGAAGAUGUAAAGAGCUCAUAUUCAUUGGGCAAAGAGUUGGGUCGUGGACAAUUUGGUGUGACCCAUCUCUGCACCCAAAAGGCCACGGGACUGCAAUUCGCGUGCAAGACCAUUGCGAAAAGGAAGCUUGUGAACAAAGAAGACAUUGAAGAUGUGAGAAGGGAGGUGCAAAUUAUGCAUCACUUGACAGGUCAACCAAACAUUGUAGAGCUUAAAGGAGCUUAUGAGGAUAAACAUUCUGUGCAUUUGGUUAUGGAGCUUUGCGCGGGCGGAGAGCUGUUUGAUAGGAUCAUUGCAAAGGGGCAUUACUCAGAGAGAGCCGCGGCUUCGUUGCUACGGACUAUUGUUCAAAUUAUCCAUACUUGCCAUUCCAUGGGGGUUAUUCAUAGGGAUUUGAAGCCUGAGAACUUCUUGUUGCUUAACAAAGAUGAGAAUUCUCCUCUCAAAGCCACAGAUUUUGGCUUAUCCGUGUUCUACAAGCCAGGAGAGGUAUUCAAAGAUAUUGUGGGAAGUGCUUAUUACAUUGCACCAGAGGUGUUGAGGAGGAAGUAUGGACCUGAGGCCGAUAUUUGGAGCAUCGGUGUCAUGUUGUAUAUCCUCUUGUGCGGUGUUCCGCCUUUCUGGGCUGAGUCGGAGAAUGGGAUUUUCAACGCCAUCCUAAGUGGUCAGGUUGAUUUUUCGAGCGAUCCGUGGCCAGUCAUUUCACCCCAAGCAAAGGAUCUCGUUAGGAAGAUGCUAAACUCUGAUCCCAAACAAAGACUAACCGCUGCUCAAGUUCUAAACCAUCCAUGGAUUAAGGAAGAUGGAGAAGCACCAGAUGUUCCUCUUGACAAUGCAGUGAUGUCUAGGCUCAAGCAAUUCAAAGCAAUGAACAAGUUUAAGAAAGUUGCUUUACGGGUGAUUGCUGGAUGCUUAUCGGAGGAAGAGAUCAUGGGGUUAAAGGAAAUGUUCAGAGGAAUGGACACAGAUAGCAGCGGAACGAUAACUCUAGAGGAACUAAGACAAGGACUUGCCAAGCAAGGUACAAGGUUAUCGGAAUACGAAGUCCAACAGUUAAUGGAAGCUGCUGAUGCCGACGGUAAUGGAACAAUAGACUAUGGAGAAUUUAUAGCAGCUACAAUGCAUAUCAAUAGACUCGAUAGAGAAGAACAUCUCUACUCAGCUUUCCAACACUUUGACAAAGACAACAGCGGAUAUAUCACAAUGGAAGAAUUGGAGCAAGCACUCCGGGAGUUUGGGAUGAAUGAUGGUAGGGACAUUAAGGAAAUCAUUUCUGAAGUCGACUCCGACAAUGAUGGUCGGAUAAACUACGACGAAUUUGUGGCGAUGAUGAGAAAAGGAAACCCGGAUCCUAACCCGAAGAAGCGUCGCGAACUGUCGUUUAAAUGA